Messenger RNA from Mesorhabditis spiculigera, 1161 nucleotides. Lineage: Eukaryota; Metazoa; Nematoda; Chromadorea; Rhabditida; Rhabditidae. The record is from the annotation of a GenBank genome assembly.
AUGGGCGCCUUUUUGGACAAGCCGAAAACACAGAAGACAAAUUUUUCUGGCGAUGGCAAGGAUAUCACCUAUGCCGGCGCAAGUAUGCAGGGAUGGCGAAUUGAUAUGGAAGAUGCUCAUGUUGUGGAGAUUUCAAUGGGUACCCAGGCACCGUUCAAGGAAUGGGCCUUUUUCGCCGUUUUCGACGGGCAUGCGGGUUGUGUAGCGGCCGAACAGUCAGCAGAGCACAUCUUGAAGACUCUAUUGGAGACGAAGGAGUUCAUGGAGGUGGUGUCGAUUGUUGGCGAGAACGGUGGCAAGCUGAACGAGAAGGCGACGGGGCUGCUGGAGCAGGGAAUGAAGACGGGUUUCCUGACCCUCGACCAGAUCAUCAAGGAGCGUCUGGCGAUGCGGGACACGGACCGCUCGGGAUGCACGGCUGUCUGUGCCAUUCUGACGCCUACUCACAUCAUCAUUGCCAACCUGGGCGACUCGCGUGCCGUGCUAUCCCGUGCCGGCGAGGCCUCGUUCGGCACCGAGGACCACAAGCCGUACCUAGACAAAGAACGAAACCGCAUCGUUGAAGCCGGUGGAUCUGUGAUGAUCCAGCGUAUCAAUGGCAGCCUGGCCGUAUCUCGUGCACUCGGUGACUUUGACUACAAGUCGGUCCCCGGGCUUUGCCCCACCAAACAACUCGUCAGCUGCGAGCCCGACAUCUAUGUGCUCGAGCGAAAAACGGUCGAGCAAUUCCUUGUCCUCGCCUGCGACGGCAUCUAUGACGUGAUGGAGAACGAGGAGCUGUGCAACUUUGUGCAAGGCCGGCUCCAAGUCUCGGACGAUCUUGUCGAUGUGUGCAACCAGGUUCUCGACUCUUGUCUGCACCGUGGCUCUCGCGACAACAUGACAAUUAUCUUGAUCCGGUUCCCAAAUGCUCCGAAGGUGGACGAGGAAAAGCGCGCCAUCGAAGAGGCGUGGGCCGCGGCGACGAAGGAGAAAAUUGAAGAAAUUCUCAAGGAGGAACUGCAGUCGGCAAAAGAGAUGAAGGAGGAGCCGGUGUCAAUUUCUUGGGUGAUUCGUCGCCUGGCAGCCCGAGGGGAAGACAUUGAAAAUGGAUUGGCUCCUCAUCGUCUUCGCGCCAUAUCGGCUCAGGUGUUGGCGGAGCAGAACAUGCCGUGCGAUCAC